Molecule: messenger RNA, 720 nt
Organism: Letharia columbiana
Lineage: Eukaryota; Fungi; Ascomycota; Lecanoromycetes; Lecanorales; Parmeliaceae
Exons: 3
Coding region: 1-720 (239 amino acids)
Source: RefSeq, a predicted model, not a curated record
AUGCUCAACUUAUCACUACAUGGGCCCGUCAGCCUCCCACUCCAGGCUGGUCCAUCGCCCGUCAUUCCUACAGCCCCAGACUAUGGCAUAUGCGAUCGACGGUAUGGAGAACACUUGACACCUCUGCUCUGCGGUUGGGCAGCAGAAACACUGAUUAAAGGCGAUUCGCUUGUCCCGUAUACUGUACGUGGUGGUGUCCCAGGCCCUCAAACUCUGCCAUACACUGCCAUAUUUGGGAACUGCAAGAUAUGGAUCGAAAUAGCAGGUCCGGCAACCCCACGAAUCUAUGAAGCUGUUCCGAAUGAGAUCCGAGAAAUGGCAGGAUGGGUCAUAGAACAGUGUGUCGGCGGCAAUGGAAGGGGCUAUGGUGGCUUCGCGACAAAGGAUAUCAGCGAACUUACUGCCUAUGUCACGGAGCCAGAUGCAAAUAUCGGCGGAAUGUAUCCAAUCUCGAGUGCAUUUCUAACCGUUACGGUGACGGGCGCUUGGGAUCAGUCAAUUAUGCCGCCUUCCCCAGGCAACUAUGACCCAUCGAUCGCACAGCAUCUUGCAGAUGUCGAAAUCGACGCGUGGCAUAAAGCAGCUCCUGGUAGUCCACUGCGUCAGGACUUUGCAUCUCGCCAGCAAUUCUUCACGAGGCAAUCCAUGCGUAUGCAAACAGGUGGAAGCAGUAUCACUUGGUGGGAUUCGAAUCCGCGGAUAGCAACCUCGGAGAAGUAA